This is a messenger RNA of Aspergillus clavatus NRRL 1, 171 nucleotides long. RefSeq lists its product as uncharacterized. The coding region runs from base 1 to 171 and encodes 56 amino acids. The record is from RefSeq and is a predicted model, not a curated record. The transcript has 2 exons. NCBI's taxonomy places the organism in Eukaryota, Fungi, Ascomycota, Eurotiomycetes, Eurotiales, Aspergillaceae.
AUGCUGGCGCGGUUUGCGCCGGAGUCGCUGACUGUGGCCGUGGUCAUGGACAGCAUGGACUGGUUUGAUCCUGGGGAGGCGGCGGUGGCGGCAGCGGUGCAGGUUGGACAGUUGCAUCGGCCCAACAAUAAGAAUGAAUUCUCCAUGUUGGUGAUCUGGCCCUGCAAGUAA